Molecule: messenger RNA, 582 nt
Organism: Symbiodinium necroappetens
Lineage: Eukaryota; Dinophyceae; Suessiales; Symbiodiniaceae
Source: the annotation of a GenBank genome assembly
AUGCAAGAGCACGUCCGGGCCAAGGAGUCAAACAACAUCAAGCAGAGGCUCAACUGGCUGCUGGAGGAGAUGCACCAGGCGCGCUUAGAGCUGAGCGGCCGUUCGAAGAGUUCCGGCUCGGGACCCAAAGCACCGCGUGGGCCGAGACCACCGAACCGCCCUUUACACAUCAUCUCGCGACUUCUCAAUGUCGUGAACUCCAUCCCCGACUGUGAGGGAACUUUCACAAACCGCGAGCGGGUGUGGUUGCUGUCAAUGGUCACAGCGCUGUCCCACACGGUUGGCCGGUGCGAGCGGCUAGUCCAGACUCCUGUUCCACUCUCCUAUGCGCGCCAUACUGCGCGCUUCGUUUCCGUUUGGACGUUAACUUUGCCCUUCGCUCUUGUCAGCAGCUAUCGGUGGCUCACGGGACCGUGUGUGGCCUUCGUGACGUGGGCGCUCUUUGGCAUCUUGGAAAUUGGGAACCUCAUCGAGGAUCCCUUCCGCCGCAGCAUUGAGCUAACCCCCAUCUGCGAGGCCAUCUACCACGAUGCCGGCAGGGCUUUGUCAGCGGAAGCCAGCUCUUUGCCACGGCAGCCGUGA